CCUGGACGGGGUGAACUCUAGGAAAAUGAUCAUUUCUUACAGAAUUACACUUUGAAUCUGUUUAUCUGUAGGGUUUGUGGGUUGAGUUGGGCAGAGUUUGUGUGCAGCAUCCUAAAACACAGUAUAUCCGAUAUGUCUGGGAGUUAAAUAAAACCAUUCCAAUGAUAAAAAGCAGAGACUGAGGCAUAGGCAAGGGAAAAGAGACCAUUUUGCUGAGAUUUAAAAUGGCACGUCAGUGAGAGGGAGAGAUGGUAGGCACUCUGAUACAUUGGUUAUAGGCUCCUUAGAACUACAACAGAGAGAAGCUUUCACUCCAAUAAUAGAAAGAAUGUUUAAGGGGGAUGAAGGGGGAGGUAUCAGCGUUCUGUUAGUGAAGUCAGGAGUAGGGCAAAUUUGAACUGGCUCUUAGAAUAACGGGGGAAUCAGCUAAUGGUGCUGAGGAUUGUGGGUGACAUGAGCUCACUUCUUUGUAUUUGAGGAGAAAGGGGCAGAAGCACUCUGCAUAUGCUGGAAUCUGAGCUACUGGGACUUCCAAAGGUCUUGGAAGAGGGAAUUGCUAUAGUUAGGCGAGAGGAGGAGAGGCCUGGAUCCAGUGUAGUUGAGACCAUUGUGAAUGAGGUAAUGUUAAGCCAGUGUGCAAGUGAAAGUGAUGUCAGGGCUGGAGGCUGUGAUGACAAGCCAGAGAGAUAUGAGAGGAUGGAGCUUGGCUUGGGGAGGCACCUGCCCAAGAGCAGCUUUUGGGGGUUUGGGACAUUUUAACUGAAAUGAGAUAAAGCCACAGAUCAGAGAGGCCUAAAGGGCAGUCUGGGAGGAUUUAUAGAUUGAUUGGGCCAUUGUGUUUGUUUAAUUUGAUUUUCUGUAUAAUCCUGCCUUUUCCUGCAUUAAACUCAUAACGGCUGGCUCAGCUAAGGUUUAUCUCUUAGAUUUAAAGACCGCAAAUAUAGUGCAUACACCACAUCCCUAGGUAAGUUCCAGUGAUUAAAUCUCCUUUGUGUUAAAAUGUGUGCCUCAUUUCCAGGCUGCUUCCAGCCAUUUUAUCUUGUGCUGUCUUUGUCUGCUAGAUUGAAGAGCCCUCUUCCCCAUGUAGGUACUGACAGAUUGAGCAAGUCACCUCUUAAUCUUCUGUGAUGAACUAAAUGGAUUGAUUUUCUUAGGUCAUACGCUGUAAGGUUUAAAGGCAGAUUUUCCGUUUCAUUCUUGUAGCUCUUUUCUGAACCAUUCAGAUUUUUUCAGGAUCCUUAAGUGUGGCCAGGAGAACAAGACAGUAUCCAGUAAUGAACUCGCUAGGAGUUGCUGGAGAUCCCUAAAUAUGCACCUGAGUAUUGUCAGGAUAAGGGGGUAGCUAAGGUAAAGGCUAAGAUCAGGUGCAUCGGGGAGAGGGUAGAUAAGAGAGCAGAGCGCCUUGUGGCUCUCUAGAGAAGGAUACAGUGACAGUGGUCUGCCUCAGGCUGAAAUGUUUGGAAAAUUUCAGCCAAAAUGAUUCAGCCCUUGAGCCCCUCCUAGGUCCUAGUGCCUUCUCGACAGAGCAAUUAAGUAUGUUCCCUCCUCUCAGCUCCUACUGGACUGCACGUGCACCAGCUCCACGAGUGACUGAGCAUGAUCCGGUAUAGGAGUUUCCUGUAAUGAUUCCUCCCAUCUGCUCCAGGCUGGGUGCUGGAACUGAGAGCAGAGAGCCUCUCUCCUGUGCCCUUAAUGAUCCACCUGCAGGUGUCUGAUCUGAAUGAUGAGGGGACAAAAGCCAGAUGAAAAAUAGAUUGGAACCAGGAGUCUGGGAAGGAUGCUUGUGCAAGGAGGCUGGGGAGCCAGUGUGGUAAAUGUGGGGGACAAGACAGAUCAGAUGAUUUGGCAAGGGGAUAGGGGAGAGGAAUUGUAGGCUGGAUACGCAGGCUGGAACUAGGAACCAGUGGAAAGGGAGAGGAGAAGAGAACUGACUAGCUGAGAUGCGAGAGAGCUGGGAUUGGCUGAGACUGGACCCAAGGCCGGGCAGGGCUUUGGGGAGAUGAUUGAGAUUGGAUUUGGAGGAAGUCUGUGAGUGGCAGGGAAAGAGAUGAGGUUCUCGGAGGGGUAUUGAGACUGGCUGAGAUAAGGAAAUGGAGUUGGAGGAGGGGGAGCUCUGAUUGGUUGGGCUUUGGGACUAGGACUGAAGAGGCACGGGGAAUGAGCUGGGGACACAGAGCCAGGGUUGUGGAAGAGACAAGCUUAGGGAGAAUGGGCUGAAGAGUCUGUGCACUACAGCAUACUCCUCUAUGGACUGUGGCAUGGACCCAAGAUCCUAGAGUCUCACCACUCCUCUGCUCUCUGCAAAUAUCUGUGAAACCCACUGGCAAAGUGUGAUGCCCUUUCUAGUGCCGGGCCAUGUGGAAAAUGACAACCCACUACUGCUAUCAGUGACUCCGUUAGUUUAAGUGACUGAGGUCUAUGGUGGAUGUACAGGUUCUAGACCUACUGGUGAACCAUGCCAAUGUCACUAUGAUGCCACAUGAUGGAAUUUCGAGGGGGGACUGUUCCUGUUUGCUCUUUUAAAUACCUAGGAAAUCCCCCACACACACUACAUUAAAAGAACAUUAAGCUCGCAAAGUCAAGCACUCAAAACCGAGUACCUACCAGAAUAAGGUUGCCCGUGGAACCUUAACUCUGCUCUCUUGGGCAUAUGCAUUUUGAUAAGUCUUCAAUUACAUGAUCACAUACUAUUUUUUUUCUGCAGGACCCUGCAUCAUUCAGUGUGCAGAAUGGACCUGCUCUGGGGAUAAAUCCCACAGGUGUAGUGAAGGAGGCUGAUGUGUCUGCCUCAUCUGUUGCAGAAGUUGGAAGGUGUGCAGUGAAUGAAGCAGGGAAUUUCAGGAAAAGAAAGGAUGGUCUCAGGACCAUUUUGAUCAUCUAAGCUGACCGCAGGCCACACAGUAUCUCUCCCACCGACUCCUGUAAUAGAUGCCUAACCUCUCGGUGAGUUGCUGAAGUCCUCAAAUCAUGAUUUAAAGUUACAGAGGAUCCACCAUUUUUCACUCGUUUAAACCUGCAAGUGACCCGUGCUCCACAGUUCAGAGGAAGGUGAAAAAUCUCAUUUCUCUGCCAUUCAGACCUGGAGGAAAAUUCCUUCCUGACUCCAGAUAUGGUGAUCAGUUAGACCUUGAGCAUGUGGGCAAGACCCACCUGCCAGACGUGUGGAAAGAAUUAUCUAGUAACUCUCAGCCCUCUUCAAGGAGUGCCCCAUCUCUGGCUGUUGGGGAUAUUGGCUGCUCUCACAGGUGAGGCAUGUGCCAGUGUAGGCAGUGCCAUCAUACCAUCUGUGCCAUAGUCGAGCUCAGGCUUGAUGCCAGUUACAUUUUUUGCCCCCUCUGCUCCCCUUGGGAGGCUGUUCCAGACAUUCACUCCUCUGAUGGUUAGAAAGCUUUGUCUAAUUUCAAGCCUAAACUUGUUGAUGGCCAGUUUGUAUCUCUAUGUUCUUGUGCCAAUAGUAGUCCGUUAUUUAGGUAAACCUGUUGUCUGUGUCUCUGAUGUAUUUAUAGGGAACAAUCAUCUCUCCCCUCAGCAUUUGUUUGGUUAGGUUAAACAAGCCAGGCUGCUUGGGUCACUUCUCCUAAGGUAGGUUUUCCAUUUCGUGGGUCAUCCCAGUAGCUCUUCUCUGCACCUGUUCCAGUUUGAAUUCAUCCUUCUUAAACAUGGGAAAACAGAACUGCACACAGUAUUCCAGAUGAAGUUUCACUAGUGCUUUGUAUAAUGGCAGUACCUCUCCUGUUUCCUCCUAGGAUUGCAUUAGCCUUUUUCCACAGCCACAUCACAUUGGUGGCUCAUAGUCAUCCUGUGAUCCACCAGUACAGCCAGGUCUUUCUCUUCCUCUGCCACUUCCAAGUGAUAUGUCCCCAGUUUCUAGCAUAAAUUUUUGUUGUUAGUCCCUAACUGCAUGAUCUUGCACUUUGCACUAUUAAAUUUCAUCCCAUUUCUAUUACACUAGUUUACAAGGUCUUCCAGAUCCUCUUGCAUAAUAUUCUGGUUGUCCUCUGUGUUGUCAAUGUCUCCCAACUUUGUGUCAUCCACAGAUUUCAGUAGCAUGCUCCCACUUUUUGUGCUGAGGCCAUGAAUGAAAAUGUUAAAUAAGAUUUUGUCCCAAGACCAAUCCCCGAGGAACUCCCACUAGUAACCUCCCUCCAGCCUGACCAUUCACCUUUCAGUAUGACCCAUGGUAGUCUCCCCUUUAACUCAUGGUUAAGGGAGUUGAAUACUGCCCUUGAGAAUUGGAUUCUGUGCCUGCCUAUGCCACAAAGUACUUCACUGUUACACUGAGCAAGUCAUUGAAACCACACUUUUCACAUGUGGUCAUUAACUGUAUUCCUCAUUUUUUAGGUGUCUGGUGUGAGACAGUUGAGUCUGAAUUGUAGGAGUGCAGUGCUCAGAGCUGAACUGAGGUCACAGGGAGCUGUCCUUUGAACAUAAACAAUGCUAUAUAAUGCUAAGAACUCUGAAAAACCAGAUACCAGUGUCUCAGAUUGGGCACCCCAAAUUAGUGGGAAGUUUUGACCUUAGCCUCCCUGUGCCUCAGUUCCCUAGCUAGGAAAUGAGGAUAAUUAUGCACUCAUCUACUCCUCCUCUGCUUAGGUGUUCAGUUUCUACUCUUUCCCUCCUGUCCUCAGCGUAGGCAUGUGCAGCACACUUCAUUCGGGUGUGCACCCAGGGAAUUUACUUUGUAGAGAUGCUGAUGCCACAGGAAUAGAUAUUUACACAGGCUGGGCUCUAGGACCUUCUCUCCAGGAGCUCCCAGCGGCUUCAGGAAGAGAGACCAUGACCCACCACCAGGAUGGCAAGCUGGAGAGGUGCCAGCCACUGGCAUUCCCAGCGCACGAGCUGGAGUGCAAGAUCUGCUACAAUCGCUAUGAUGCAGGAGCCCGCAAGCCCAAGCUGCUCAGCUGCUGCCACCGGGUCUGUGUGAAGUGCCUGCGCAAGAUGGUGGCCAUGGGGGAGUCCUCGCCCCGCCUGCUCAGCUGCCCUUUCUGCCGGCAGGAGACCCAGGUCCCCAAGGAGGAUGUGCAGCUGCUCCAGGAUGACAGCAAGGUGCUGGCAGUGCUGACAUACCACAAGCAGGCAAAGAAGCGAGGCACUCUGCCCUCUUCUGAGGUCAUCCUGUGCCCCAGCAUCCUGGAGCCCUCCCGGAGCUCCUCUGACUGCCUGGUCAUCACCAUCCUUGAGGUGCCAGAGAACGUGGUGCCCCCCGAAGGCCUGGGUAUGCUGGACAUGAUAGGCCUGUACCGCCCCGUCAGCCUGGACUCGCUGCCCUGCCGCAGCCCCAUCCAGAAAUGCCGCUCUUGCUCCUGGCAUGCCAUACCCCACUUCAUCCUCUGGAUGCUAUGCCUCAUCUACUUCAGCUCCCUGCCCUUCGGCAUCUACCUCCUGCUCAUUGAGUGCCACAACCUGGGCAUCGUGCUGGUCAGCCUGGUGCCCUCCACCCUCAUUCUCUGUGUCCUCUACAGCUUCUGCCAGUGUCUGUGCCGUGAGAUCGUCGAGUUCCCCUCCACCUGAGCCUGUUGCUCCCCUGUGUCCUGAAGGCACCAGGCACUGGCCCUGCACAGCCUGGACCUCCCUGAGGCUGUGCCCUCUGCCUGGGGCCGGCCGAGAGCAUCCUCACUCAGGGCUUGCCAGCCCCCACAGUAUUGCAGGGAGACGGGGAGAUGUCAGUGUGGGAGGGUCCAGGUGCAGGUGAGCGACUGGCUGAACAGGCCCACGAAGUGAGUACCGAGUACCUGUCAUCUUCCC
Molecule: messenger RNA, 5745 nt
Organism: Gopherus flavomarginatus (Mexican gopher tortoise)
Lineage: Eukaryota; Metazoa; Chordata; Testudines; Testudinidae
Product: E3 ubiquitin-protein ligase RNF182-like
Exons: 2
Coding region: 4636-5511 (291 amino acids)
Source: RefSeq, a predicted model, not a curated record